GGGCUCCACAGUGCCCCCGCCCGGAUCCGUCCGGGCGGGGUUAGGACGUAGGCCGCGUCCGCCAUGGAUGACACGGUGGGUGAGUAUCGAGCAUCACACUCUGCCAGAGCAUCAAAUAACUCAAGCAUCAGAUUACGGGGCGCAUGUGUAUCAAGCAUCACACUCCACCGGAGUAUCAAAUAAGCGUAAAAGGGGUACUUUCCGCGUUCAUAGGUCUUUCGGUGGGUGGCGACGGGAAGAGAAGGAGAGAGGAACGUACCGGCGACUGAGAAGCGCCGAGACAGAGUUCCGGCGAGCUUCGCAGAUACGGGGAGUUUCGAGAUUUUCAGCGACGGGGAUCAAGGCAGGGAGAGAGAUAAACACGUCGGAGCAGUGUAUAAUCUGCAGGAAAUGGAUGAGGAUGCGAAUCAGCUGCCAGCUGUCGCUGAAAAUCCAAGGGUUGCUACUGAUCAAAACAUAAGUGGAAAAGUAACAAAGCAACGGAGAGGAAUUCUUUCUCGCAUCUGGAAUGGGAUCUUCAGAGCACGCGAUGAGGAUUUCGAGAAAAAAUUGCAACAUCUUUCCAAGGAAGAAGCUUCUAUUCAUGCAAGGAUGAAGAAAAGGGCUCAAAGAUGGCGAAAGACAGCAAGGAAUCUUAUAGUUUUCUCUGUGAUUCUUGAGGUUGCUGCGGUGGCUUAUGCAAUUAUGAUCACAAGAUCAUUCAAUUUGAACUGGAAAAUGAGGGCAGUGCGAGUUUUUCCUAUGUUUGCCUUGCCUGCUCUGUCGUCUUUACUCUAUUCAACACUUGUUAGCUUAACAAGGAUGUGUGAUCGCAAGGACCAGAAAACACUUGAAAGGUUGCGUGCUGAAAGGCUGGCAAAAAUCAACGAGCUUAAAGAGCGAACAAACUAUUACAUAACACAGCAGCUUAUUCAGAGAUAUGAUCCCGAUCCUGCUGCAAAGGCAGCUGCUGCAAGUGUUCUGGCAUCGAAGUUGGGUGCAGACUCAGGCUUGAAAGUAUAUUUAGGAGAUGAAUCUAAUCUCAACGCGCCGAUGGGGAGAAGCAGUGAUGUCGAGUUGGUGCAAUCCAGAGGGCUUCGGAAUAGGAAACAACCUCUUUCCAAAGCUAGCAGCACGACAAGUAAUGAAAUGCAGCAAUUAGUCGAGGAAAUGUCCCAUGAUUACGACAGCCCAGAUUCUCCCUCACAGAAUCAGGCAGCUUUUGUAGAACAUCAUCCAAGAUCAGCUUCCAAUGACGGGGGAUGGAUUGCUCGCAUUGCGGCCCUGCUUGUGGGCGAGGAUCCAACUCAGUGCUAUGCACUUAUAUGUGGUAACUGCCACAUGCACAACGGACUGGUCCGGAAAGAAGACUUCCCAUACAUAACAUACUACUGCCCGCACUGCCAUGCACUGAAUGGGUCACGGCAACCAGAAGAGCAAACUUCAGGUAUGAUUUCUGACAAGCCAAGCUCUCCAGCUUCAGUCACCGGCGAUGCAAACAGCAAUGCCGGCAGCUCUGAGACUCCACGUGAUGCAGCAGCUGUUACGGAAACUUCUGCAAAGACCGACGACUUGAAGGAGUUGAGUGCGCUGGCUAGCUGAGGAUUUUGUUUGUGAAAUUGCCUAUAGAGUGUUGCUUUUUCUUUUAUACAUAUUUAAUGUGCAUCAAAUCUUGCUGUGUGAAGCACUUGUGUUGAGAAUAGAGAACAAUGACUCGUUCUGGUUGUGUAACGGGACCAUAUACAUAUUGGAAUGUAACGUGGUGCAUUCGUAUCC
This is a messenger RNA of Magnolia sinica, 1755 nucleotides long. RefSeq lists its product as uncharacterized. Gene Ontology annotation, biological process: endoplasmic reticulum tubular network organization. NCBI's taxonomy places the organism in Eukaryota, Viridiplantae, Streptophyta, Magnoliopsida, Magnoliales, Magnoliaceae. The transcript is spliced from 6 exons. The record is from RefSeq and is a predicted model, not a curated record. Bases 391 to 1581 code for a protein of 396 amino acids. Gene Ontology annotation, cellular component: endoplasmic reticulum tubular network.